This is a messenger RNA of Anopheles coluzzii, 8918 nucleotides long. RefSeq names its product ectopic P granules protein 5 homolog (gene Epg5). The record is from RefSeq and is a predicted model, not a curated record. Gene Ontology annotation, cellular component: cytoplasm. Gene Ontology annotation, biological process: autophagosome maturation. The transcript is spliced from 14 exons. The coding region runs from base 404 to 8113 and encodes 2569 amino acids. NCBI's taxonomy places the organism in Eukaryota, Metazoa, Arthropoda, Insecta, Diptera, Culicidae.
UCAAGCGUGUGGUGUUUUCAAAACAUGCUCAAUCCGUAUCUAUUUUUCCCUGUGCCCUUUCUUUGUUUUGUUGUAUCGUAGGGCUUCGUUGUGAUUUUUUCAAUAAUGACGAAGGACAAACGGGUAGGUGCGCAAUUAAUGUGUUGAUUUCACAACCUACGAUUAGUGAAUAGUUUAGCUAGACUGUUUUAUAAUUGUGAGUGAAGGUAUGAUGAUGUGAUGUUCUAUUCCUACCAAAUACCGUGCGUGAUAAAUGCAGAAAUGUGCGCUUGGUCAUCGUUUAAUCCAUCUUGUGCACGGUAGAUCGACUAUAGAGCUUUGUGUGUGAGUCGUACUAAGUCAAGAGUAGUUUGGCAAUUCAAAUAAUCUCUGGCACACGUUUGAGCCACUGCUCGGUCCAACAAUGGAAGCCGUGAAGCCCAGGACGAAGAAAAAAACUAGCAGCAAAAAGAGUGUAAUAAAAUCAACUGCUGCCAAGGCCGAGGAAGUGCAAGAAACUGUUACCGAACCAACAGUUAUACCAACAGCACUAGCACCAACAUCGCCAUCAGAGGAGCAAACGGCAUACGAAGAAGUGGAAGAAGCGACCUUUAGCAACGAUCCAGAACAAUCGAUUGAACCCUCAGCGGUGGAAGAAACUCAAUCAUAUCAAUCACAAGAAGCAAAUGAAGAUAGCCGAACGAAGGAAGAAAUGGGUGGCGAUUUUGCUCCCACUGCUCCGCCCUGCAGUGCUCCAGCCGUUCCAAACCUGUCCACCACCAUGCUCUAUCCCGAUUUGAGCCAACUAAAGCUGGAAGCGAGCGACGGCGUCCAAACGUUAGCACGUCCUUCAACCACCAGCGCGCAACCAAUCGAACGGCCCUGCAUUAGUGCACCGCGAACCCGCACACUCUACCUGCAAUGCAUCCAGCAGAUGGAGGAUACCGCCCUACAGACCGACCGGGCGCAUCUGGACGCGAUGGAGCAGCAGUUCGUCCGGUCCGAAAGCCCGCACGGCGUGGCGAAGGAUCCGGGUGGGUACGAUGACGACCUGCACAUAAGCAUACAGACGUAUCGGGCCGGCUACCACGGCUACGGCGAGGUCGUGCGGGAGCGCAAGGUGGCCCACCAGCAAAUAGCCAGCCUGCAGGGUAGAUGCUGGGACUUCCAACAGGUAAAGUUCAGUGCGACGGGCCGGUGCGACGACGAGCGGACGGUGAGUGUGUCGCUGAAAAGCAGAGUCGCCUCGCUGAACGUAGAACGGUUUAAGGAGGCGAAGGGUACCAUGUCCUCGCUGCUGGAUCGCUGUCUGACGAAGGAGAAGGAAGCACUGAUACACCUGCUCCACACUCGCUCGAUGGUGGAGAAGAAGGUCUCGGACCCGCCGAAGGCCGGCCAAAAUCCAACCGUGGCGCUACGCCACAAGCUACGCAUCAUUGGCAAUGCGCUGCGCAUGGAAGCGUCCGGUAGCGGGUGCGACGAGGGCGAACGAUGCGAGUACGUGCAGGAUUUGCGCAAGUGGUUUGUGCACGUCGGCACCAACCUGUUGGGCGCGGGCAACGUGCACGACCGGGUCUGGCUGAUGUUUCAUUUGCUGCGCUUUCCCAGCGGUAUCGGCACGUGGGCACACGUGCUGGUACAUCCGCUACCGGUCGGAGGUAAAGAAUCGAGCCCCGAUCUGCUGGACGGUGAGCUGCAGGCCAUUCUUACCCUGACGCACGUGCUGCUGCGUCCCAUCCUCGAGCGCCAAACAUUCCUAACGCCGCUGGAGGAAGCGGAGGGCCGUACCGCUCAAGAGAAGAUGCCGGUUAGAGAGGCGGGUGGCAGUGGGUCGAAAGCGGCCGACAACUUCGAAUGGGUCGAUAGCGACGGGGAGGAAAGCUCGCCGGACAAGCGGGUGCGGCCGAUUAAGGAAAGCGAUCUGCUCGCACUGCUUGACCAGAUACCGUUCCAGCGGCUGUUUGGUACGAUUACGUCACGCGCGAUUCGCCGCGUGGUGAGCGGAGACGUGCGGCAGCUGCCCACCACCGAAAUGCUGUGGCUAGUCACGCUCGCCAACCGGCUGGUAGCCGUACUCGGCGAGGGAUUGUCGACGUACGGUCGGAUCGCCAGAUACAGCCACUUUGCGCAACGUUUGGCGCUGCUCAUCAACGAUACGGUCAAGUUCGCGGGUGACGUGCUGCGCUACUAUCGCGACACACACGGGCCGCAUACGUCCGAGGAGGUGGAGCUGGUGCAGGUACACUUCGAUACGCUCGUGUACGGUGCGGCCCGUUGCAUCUACGCAGCAGGCGUGGCCCUGGCCCGGCACCUUUCGACGCUGCCCUUCGCGUUGCUCAGCUCGCGCGCUUGCUGGUGGAUGCUGCGUUGCCUUGUGCAGCGCGACUUUACGCUUGGGCCAGACUUCGAGCAUGAAAGUAAGCCACCCGUCCCGCACAAUGCCACCGCUACGGACCAGUUCAGCAAAGCGUUGCUCGGCCAGGAGGCAGCGCACAAUCUGUACAACGUGCUGAAACCAUUCGUCGAUCUUGCACUCGCACGGGAUCCAUCCAGCGAUAAGGAGUUCAUCUGCACAAUCACGAAAACACUGUUUGAGGUGCUGGUUGCUGUCGAUGCGGCCGAACUCGUCUGUGCCGAGCUCAUAAUCGAGCAGAUUCAUACGAUCGUGGAGAAAAAUGUGUUUGUGCUUUCGGUAAUGCUACAAACGCUAGCGGCGGACGGCACGGCUAACCCUCAGCCCACCGCCGAUGCUUGGCAGGCAAAGGGGAGCAGACUGCUGGACGUAUUCAGUAGCAAAAGGAAGUUGGUUAUGCUGUGGGAUCCAACUGAAUCAGAUGUAAACGUGAUGCUGGAGCUGCUGCUAAGUUAUUCCAGAGCGCACGUGUACCACAAGCUAGCGCUGGGGCUGUUAAUGUACAUCAAUUAUGGGGAAAUAAGUGGGUUGAAUGUGCCAAAGGCGCUACAAAACCGCGUAGCGUACAGCGUCGUGGCGGCGUUUCGCAAAAAUCAAUCUCCGGUCAAAGCAAACUCCGACGCUACGGAGCAAAGCGAAUAUGAAAACUACCAGGAGCGUUGCCUGUUUGUGCUGCUGCAGCUGCGAUUGCACGCACUCGACCAGCCGCUGCCCAUCGUGCAGCAGAUCUUGCAAGAUCCCUCCAGUGUGGAGGUGCGCAAUGUGCCCGCUCUCGAGCAGCUAGCGGACGUGAAGGCAGCGGUUGACGAACGGUGCCCGGUUGCGUGUCUGGCCGCGAUGCUUACCACCACCAUCGGACACUGGGUGCCCGUCUUCUGCCAGGACGGCGUGAACUUGUUGCAGCUGCUGCUAGAUCACCACCUCGACACGGUUGUGGUGCGCUGCCUGGAGCUGAUCAGUCUGCUGUUUACCGAGUGUUCCCAUGCGCUGCUGGGUAGCGAGCGAUUCGCCGACCUGCUGACACAGCUGGUGCAGGAUGACGUUGAGCUAGUUUGGACGCCGCCGAAGCCUUCCACCAGCACGAUCGAUCCGCAACAGAGCGAACAGAUGCUCGCACUGAAACUGCUUGAUCAGGCGAAGGUGGGCAAACUGGGCACGAUGCUGGUGUCGCAAGCGGUUUCGCACUGGCGCUGUGGCUACGCAACGCCGGCGGCGUUAGUCGGCAUGUGGUGCGACUGGUUGACGCAAAUAUCCAGCUGGACGAACAGUGCCAAGGUGCUGCGUUUGCUGAACGUGCUCGCCUCGGUUUCGUUCGGCCACGCGGAAGCCUGGAAGGCGUUGCGCGAUAAGCUGGCUCCAUUUUUCAAGUCCUUCGCGCAGGUGAAACAAAAGCAACCGGGCAUACACUCGCUCUGGUCUAAGAUAAUCGGUACCGAGCCGCCGCUGCUGUACGGCACCCUGCCAAACGAUUGCGUGGCCCUGGCGCUGCUUGUGUUCGAGCUCGAGCACCGACAGCUCGAACUGGACACCGAACUCUGGCCCAGACUGCUGCGUGCACUCAAGCGGAAGGAAUCGCUCAAGCUGGACGCGGCACUGCGCGACGUGAGCGGAGGCCUGCGCACGCGCGAGGAAGACUUUUGUCCUGCGGCCGAUUCGCUGGUCUACUGCAAGCUGGCCCGCUUUCUGGUGAGCGUCAGCGUGGAGCAUCCACUGUGUCUGGCCGUCUGGCAGCAGUUUUUCGCCGCCCUGCUGACGCGCGUCACGGACGUGGGCGACCCGGUGCACGGUGUGUCGGAUCGACUGUACGGCGCGGACACCGGUCUGAUGGAAAAGGUGAAACAGACGCUGUGCCGUCUCGAGCUGCACUACCAUAGCGCGCAAGAGACGAACAAACCCGCGGUGGAAAUGUUGCGUCUCGUCAAAGCGUUCCAGCUGUGGUUGCUGGACCCGGACCUGAAUCGCAUCGCGAUGGACGAUCCGAUCAAUCUACCAGUGCAGUACGCCGUUCCCCAUCUGCAGGCGACUCUGCAGGGCGUGCAGGAAUGUUGGCCCGAGUGCGUCAACCAGCCGGCCCUCGUCACGCUGCACCGUCUGAUGGUGGAGCGCUGGUACGCGCUUUACCGCGUCCAUCCGGCCCAACCGCUAAAGGCCCAACUGUCGGAAGGGACUGCUGCCGGCAAACCGGCGCUUACGCCAGUCGAGGCCAUCCAGCGCCGGCUAGCAAACGCGUACACCGAUCCACUCCCAGUGCCGGUGGUCGAGGUGCGCGGCGAGCAGCAGGAUUUGCGCGACGCACUGGCGAAACCGGCGGCGGUACGAGUCAGGCGCAUCACCGAGAGCCUGCGGAUCGUGCGGCAGCACAUCGACAAAACGUACUGGACGACGAAAGCCGAGCUGGAGCAGCGCCGGGACGAGCUGUUCGAGCUGUACCGGCAGCUGUACGUCAACGAGGACAGGCAGCUGGUGAAGCAGGCCAAGUGUAGCGUGCUGUACUGUGCCGGUGCCGCCACGGUCAAGGUGCACACGAAGUGUGCCACGCUGGACAAGACCGUGCAGGAGCGCAUCGACGCACGGUUGCGCGGGCUGGAAGCGUUCCUGCAGAUGGCGAUCAACAUUCCACCGUACAUCGUCCACCACACCAUCUUGCUGCGCGAGCUGUGGAACAGUCUGUUCGUCGACUACUGCGCCGAGACGGACCAGACCGCGGUGCAGUCGCUGAAUGCCAUCAUCCGGACGAUGCUGCGCACGCUGCUGCACGAGGUGUCCGAUGCGAACUUCGUGCCGCCGCUUACAUUCGCCGUUCGGCUAAGCCUCGAGACGUACCGGAGCGAACUGUCGAAGCUUAUGUUCGAGGAGGUCGGGCAGCUGUUUGCGGACGCGCUCGAGACAGGACACAAACCGUCCAGCGUGAUCGUUGCCCUGCUAGAGGACGGGCGCAUUCCGUGCCGGCCGCUGCUGCAGGUGUACGGCCAGCUGGUGAAGCAGAAAACCGGCAGCCUGGAGCGGACCCUGUUUGUGGACAUGUUCGGCAGCAAGCUCGACCUGUCGCGGUGGCUAAAGGAGCAUGACGUCGCGCCGGACGAGCUCGACCAGUUUGCCAAGCUGAUAGUGAUCGGACUGUACAAAGCGCGGCCCGCGGAUACCGUCAGCCCGGUGCGAUCGGACGAGCAAGCCGAGCAGGAUGAAAAGUUUGCAGACAUCCUAAUUUCGCACCUGGUAACGUUGGCGAGCAGCAAAUUUCCCGACAACUUUGGCAAACUGCUGCAGCACACGAUCAACGCGUACUCGCAAUGGCCCACGCUGCCGCCGGUGAUGCUGCUACGGUUGCUGAACGUGCUGCGUUCGCGGGCCCACCAUCUGCCCGAUCUGUGCCUGGGCAUGGCGGAGGACGCACUGCACCAGGCCCAUCGCCAGUUUGCCGAAGCGAACUGCACCGAGCCGGUGCUGGGGCCGGAACUGUUGCACCAUCUGCUGGUGGCCGUGACCGAGCACUUUGUGCGCCAGCGCGAUGGCGCUUACCCAUGGAACGGCAUGUACAGGCGGCACGGCGCGUACAUCGAGGUGCUGGGAAUGCUGCUGGGCAUGUUUGCCCACAGCCUGCUUGCCGCCGGCAUGCGUGACAAUCGCAUCGGAUGCGUGCACGACAACCUGCUGCCCACCGUGUAUCGCAUGUUUGAGCCGUGGAUCGUACCGUACGGUGCGGACGUCCAUGCACACGCCCGGCCCGGUGGAUACUCGCCGUCCACACCGUACGGCAGGACGACCAUGGCGCCCGUGAUCGACACAGCGCGACACUGCAACAACGAUAAGGCCAAGUGGAUGUUCGGCGUGCUGCUGCACUGCGUCGAGUACGCAAUCGAGCAGGUGCGCGAAGCGUACGCCGACACCGACCAUUGCAGCCAGAUACUGCUGUACUUCCUUCACUGGUACCUGGAAUGGUUCGUCGAUCCGCGCAUCAUGAUUUCGGCCCUGUACGUGUACAACACGCUCGUGCUCGAUCUGCCCUGGGAGCGGCUGCUGCCGUCGGAGCUGCUGCUCGAGCGUAUGCACGCCAUGCUGGAGCACCACAGCCCCGAGUGCCACGAGCUGCUGGCGUGCGUGUUCGUGCGUUGCCGCUGGUUCGGCGAACCGUUCGAUCCCCUGCCCGGCUGGAUACGGCGCACGCACGCCCCUACGCUCGCGAUCUGCGUACGGCUAGCGUACGAGCCGGUGGUACGGUCGGAGGAGCAAACGCGCACGGCCAUGGUGCGGCUGCUGCACCACUUUGCCCGCCUCGUGUGGAUGCCGAUGCACGUUGCCGAGCUGACGCCAGCACUGGACUGGUUCGUAAUGACCGCGGAAGCAGGCUUUCUGCUGCGCGAGCCGAAGGUGCCGCACCGCGACCUGGACGAUGCGCUCAUGCUCUUGCUUGAAAUCGUGACGGGAAUGCGGUGCAACGAAGCGAACCAGCUCGUGCCGGGCGGCAUGUAUCUGUUGAAGCGCAAGCUGUACAUCGGCGUCGUCGUGCGGAUGCUCAUGAAUGCCGGCCGGGCGGCAAGCAAGGUGGCGAACGGGAAGCCCCAGCUGACCGCGGCCGUACAGCGGCUGGUUGCGUCGAUAGCGGAUGUACUGGCACAAUUGCCGGACGCGUGCGGCACCGGCUGCUCGCACUGUCCCCGGCUGCUCGAGGCGCGCGCCUUGAUGACUGAGCUGCUGACCAGUGUCAAAAAGUGGCAAACCGAAAAUACGCUAAGUUUAUUUGUAGAUGAGCUUAUACGCCUACUGGACAGCGAUGUCAACUCGCAGCUGCUGACUCAGUGCGUGCUCGAGUCGGCCAACUUGCUGGACAGCCAGACCGUGCCUUGGAUGCGGCUGAUGGAGUCCGCCCUGAGCCACUAUCUCUGCGACCGGUCGGCCGAAAAUGGAAGUCUCGCACUUCCGUCAAAACCGGCAUGGCUGCAAGCGCUUAACAUUGUCGGUUACACGGCAAUCUCUCAGUGGCAAUACGAGCUGCUGGCACAGCACUGUCUACCACUGUGCCUAGAGCUUCAUUUCCUCCAUCACUGGCACGUUUCGCGAGGCGAUCCGGCAGCCCAGCUCGGUUUGGUCGAACAACUGCUCGCCACUCUACCGGUGCUCAAGAUCAGCGAACCGAUCGAAUAUCGGCUGUACCCGCUCUGGUAUACCCUAGCGUACGCCCUGCUUACCGUGCGACCAGAACCACACGCGGCCAUCCGCAGCACUAUCGCCCAGUUCGGCACGGUUAGCGAGAGCAGCUCAUUCUGGGUGGUGGGGAUGUUGAAGAAAAUCCUCGGCAAGGAGAGAACGGCCACCGAGCGGGUGAGCGCGUCCCGGUGUUUGGUCGCGUACGCGUUCGCUGUGCUGCUGGCGCACGCUUACGCUGCUCGCCGAACCGGGCAGGACGCAGCACAGUUGCCAGAAUCGGACGACUACAGCGAGGCGACCGAACCAUUCACACUCGCGAAGCUGCUGAGCGCACCGGAGAAGCGAGUGUCCAGGGACAGAAUUGCGUCGGCGGCGAUGGAAAAUUUGAAGUCCGUUUGUGGUGCAUCGGCGCCGAAAGAGUAUCAGGUCCGAAUCCAAACGAUCGUAGACACGACCGGGGUGGACGUAGAACCGCGCCAAAUCUUGCAGCAGGCCAAAGACAUUAUCGUAUCACUAGACGGUAGGGCAGAACCGUUUCUGAGCACGCUAGAGGAGGCUAUCGUUGCUCAGCGUUAGUAACUAAGGUGUGGAUUUUUUGUUGAGUAAAGGAAAACGGGAAGUUUGCUUACCUCAUUCCAGUUUAGUUAAUUUGUUAUGUUACCAUAGCAUUACCUUUGGCAUGUUCGAGGAAAUGUGCAAUCAUUGAUCGUUACAAGCUUAAGUUUUUGCGCUAGGAAUGUUUAGGAUUUCUUUCUUCAUAUUAUAUCAAGGACAACUAUAUACUCAGCAGUGUGUUAGCAAAAACGUCGACUCACUUGGUAGUCGAGUGGUUUUGAAAGUUAAAUUUAAAUUUUAUUUUUAGUAAGUUCCAGGUAGGCGUUCUAGCGCCUUGAAUAUAACCAGAGUACAGAAUGUGUUCAGAUCAUAAGAACACAUUCCUCAGAAUUACAGCUUCAGUUUCCUUUUUCACUUUUUGUUGCUGUCAAAACUAUCUUGUUUGUUAUAGAACAUGUUCCUCAAAUCGCUUCCAGCCUUUUUGCAUCACACUAAAGUAACACACGAACAAAUUGGCUCAACUGCCUUAUUCGACGAUAAGCGAGAAGAACAAAGGUCAUCUAUUCAUUGGCGGUUUUGAGAUCACAUUUACCAUCAUUCACGCUCAGGAUAAACAUUCAACACCUUUCUUUUUUCUUCAAAUCAAUAUUGCUGUGCUAAUGGUUAGAACGAAAUAAGACGUGACUCGUAGAGUUUUGAUAAACAAGUGACUUUAUUAUUAACAGGGCGUUGAGGGUAUUUCCUUGCUUAUGGCUAGAAUGUGGGAGGCUUUCUUUUCCUUAUUAUGCAUGGUCAAAAUAAGAACAUAUGGCAAUCUGUAGGCGAA